Molecule: messenger RNA, 587 nt
Organism: Mus musculus (house mouse)
Lineage: Eukaryota; Metazoa; Chordata; Mammalia; Rodentia; Muridae
Gene: Mrpl54
Product: mitochondrial ribosomal protein L54
Exons: 3
Coding region: 37-444 (135 amino acids)
Cellular component (GO): mitochondrion; mitochondrial large ribosomal subunit
Source: RefSeq, marked provisional
ACGGAAGUCUGCACGUGCGAGCGGCCGGCCAGCGUCAUGGCGGCCGCCCAUCUCCUCCGGGCUUCCCGGGUGUGGGCCCGCUGGCAUCCCCGGGCGCUCCCGGUCCUCAGAAGACCUGGAGGAUUCUCUAUCCGGGAAUAUGCUAAAAAGCCAGUUGGCAAGGGCGGCAAGGGCGGCGUGGCCGCUGAGGCCCUGAAGGACCCCGAGGUGUGCACAGACCCCACUCAGCUCACCACACAUGCCAUGGGGGUCAACAUCUACAAGGAAGGCCAGGAUGUGGCCCUGAAGGCAGACUCCGAGUACCCCACAUGGCUGUUCCAGGUGAACUUGGGUCCCCCCAAAAAGCUAGAGGAACUAGAACCAGAGUCCCGAGAGUACUGGCGACUACUUCGCAAACAGAAUAUCUGGCGCCACAACCGGCUGAGCAAGAACAAGAAGCUGUAGUGUGAUGAUGGGCACCUGACGGGAGACUGCCUGGAACCCUGGCCAGCCAGAGCAGGGAGAGAACUGAGUCCUCUGACCUUCACCUGCUCGCCAUGCCGUGCAGGUCAUGCACACUCGAAAUAAAUACCAAAGGGACCUACAGC